CGAGAUCAUUAAGCAAAAUCUCUUUUAUCGCGCUUUAGUUAUAAAAAACGACAAAAGAUAACCAUCGCCACAGAUAACUCGUAGAUAGAUAUCUUGAACCAGAAGAAACUCAGAUCUCAUGAUGCCAAUGGACUCAUCUAAGGAUGGUGUGUUCCAGUCCAUUAGUCUAGCGUCGACUGUUCACGAAAAGCGCCAUGGAAAAGACGUUCCACAAUCAGCCAUACCAGAAUCUACAUCGGAUGAAGAUGAGGAGGAAGAAGAAGAAGAAGAAGAAGAGGAAGAGGAGGAGGAAGAGGAAGAAGAAGACAAUCAUGAACCAGCAGAGUUUCUUUCAUCAGGCUCAAUGCAAAAUGCUGGUAUAUUUGGCAAUGGGUCCAAAGGAGACCUUCAAAGUAAUAAUAAUACUUUACAAUCUACUCCCAACAUUCCCGACCAAGAUUUCUUUUCCAAUCCCUCAAGAAUAUUUACCAACGACCAAGAACCUUUGAAUGGAAGAGGCAUGAAUGAUGAUGCUUUAUAUCAUUCCAACUUUUCUGUUCACAACUCAAUGAAUAAUUCGUUUCACGGUAAUUCAGUUUUUUUUAAUCAAGCUUCAACUCCAACUCAUACCAAUGAAAGCGCCUUAGAGUACUUGAGAAAUCAGAAUGAAGGAUUAAAAAAUGAGUUACAAAAAAACGUUACUAAACAUGAACUUUAUCUCCAAAAUGGUAGUAGCAAACUAGAUAGAAUAAGAAGUAUGCUACAGCAAAAUUUUGAACAACUUUCAGAGAAUAAUUACUCAUUGAAGGAAUUGUAUGAACGUGAUAUCACUUCCACUGAAGAACUUUUUGAUAAGUUUGAACGCUGGGACCACAGGAGAAGCAAAGUUUUAGAUAAAAUAAGGUCAAUUAAAAGCGAUGAUAAUAAGCAUGGCAAGAAGUUGAAUCACCUUCUCAAUGAAUCAGACAUGAUUGACGAGGAGAUUUAUCAGUUAGAAGAGUCUUUAAUAAAAUUGAAAAAUAAGAAGAAGCUACUAAACCUAGAAAUACGAGAAACCAGCUCUGUACUAGAGAGUAGAUCAUCUAAAUACGUCAGCCUUUUCAAAGAUUUAGAUAAACAGGGCCUAGAAGCCAUCAUGAAUUUUUUACAACUGAGUGGAUUACCUGAAAAAGAACUAGACGUGAUAAUACGAAGGGCCCCAGUCAAUGUAAGAUUCAAUAAGAAUUCGGGUCCAAAACAGUCAACAAAACUAUCUACAUCAUUAGAAGCAAUGGGCCAUAAAGAAACUGAACCUUUACGAGAGCAGAAUCAGAAACUUCCUAAAAAUAAAAGCCCAAUAAUCAACCAAGACGCCCUCACUUCUAGUAAAAUGGGGGCCCAGCCCUUUUUAAUACCCGAAGAUGAUCACCUAGCGACAAAAGUCGAUCAAUCUUCUUUGAAUCAUGACAAGGGACCAACCCCUUACGAGCGAGGGUUUGCUAAAGGUUCGGAAAAAUCACACUUUGUUAAAAGCCAAUUGAAUAAUCUAAUGAAAAACUUCGUUAGUAAGAAAACAGAACAGGAAGACAUUCUAACACGAGAGAAUCUAAACAAAAUCGAAAUAAAUGAUGCUGAAAACACAGUUAGUGAGAAAAUAGACAUAGAACCAGUCAUAAAUCUUCUUAGUCUCAAGAUAGAAGCUUUGGAGGAUUUUGUUAGAUCAACUUCAAAAAGCGCUGCUGGCUUCUAUACCUUUGGUUUAAUAUGGAAAGAUGCAGUAGAUAUAAUUAAACAUGAAGAAUCUCAAAUGUCCAAUCGCAUUUCCAACUCAGUUGACUCCAGAGCAGACUUAAAUGGCUAUAUCAUCCCAUCUCUUAUAUCAUCAAUGAAUGUUUUGAAAAAAUUAUUAAGUUCUCAGGCUGAAUCCACAUUGAAACGAAGAAUGUUUGACCCUAAUGUCUCUUACGAAGAGAAAAUGCUCUAUACCAUCCUAAAAAAUGAAAUUCGAUCGAUUUAUUUGGGUUUGAUCUUGGUCAGUGAAGACAAAAAUAAGUAUGUGAAUAUUCUCGAAUCGUUUCAAAAAUUGGGAUUCAAUGAUAUUGAUAUCCCCUUACCAGAAAAGCUUUUACCAAAAUCAAACAAAGAUAAUAUGUUGAAUCUGCAGAGUUCAACGAGUAAUAGCAUUGACUCCAAAAACCUAUCCGAAACUAAUUCUCACACCAAUUUGAGUUCACUUCAAGGAUCUGAAAGACAAUUUAGAUCACCCACUGAAAUAACUGUUGCUAAGACAGGGCCAAAAAUAGGUACAAAUAAUUUACACUUUCUUUCGUCUGGUUCAAAGAAUAGCUCCACCGAACUUGACAAGUCUGAUACUUCUCAGUCGCAUGUCAAACGGGAAGAUGUUGCUGCAAGCUUGUUCGAAAUUGCAAAUAAGCAAGUUAAAAGUGAAUAGGUAUUUUAAUCGUCUUUAAGGUCUUUACAUUAAUUCUAUAUUUCAUCUAUUCUGACUAAUUUGUAGCUACAAUCAAC
Hyphopichia burtonii NRRL Y-1933 is the source of this 2487-nucleotide messenger RNA. RefSeq lists its product as uncharacterized. NCBI's taxonomy places the organism in Eukaryota, Fungi, Ascomycota, Pichiomycetes, Serinales, Debaryomycetaceae. Bases 119 to 2410 code for a protein of 763 amino acids. The transcript has a single exon. The record is from RefSeq and is a predicted model, not a curated record.